CGGCUGAUGGCUCGGGGGAUCUGUGCAACCGCAGCUGCUCGGCCUGGGCGGACGUAUGCGGCACCCCGCGACCCAGGAGAGCCGGGCACUCAGGCGAGCCAGGCACCCAGACGCGCGAACCUCGCGCCACCUCCUUCGUCGGACCACCCAACUCUGUCAGCUCGUUGCGCAGCCACCCGGGUGCUGCUUCCGCGAAGCACUGAGAAGGCUGAAGCCCCGCCCCUGAUGGUGAUCGACGGGCAGUUUUAUCCAAUGGCCACCGCGCUCGGUCUGGGGGGUGGGGCCAGAGCCAGGCGCGCGGAGGGAUCUCGCCUGCCCUCUAGUCCCGGAUCAGGUGUUGCGGCCGGCGCCAUUUUCUCGAGCCUCUUGUCUCGGGUGCCGCCAUGUUGGUGAGGAGAAAUCACCGUUACGGCCACUGUCCAAAUCCCCGCGUCGCCGCCCGCCGCCCGCCCGCUCCCACGCCUCAGCCACCGGCGGCGGAUAGAGACUAGAGCGGCAGCGCCGGCAGCGCGGGCCGUUGCCCCGUGUGUGCAGUUAGAGCCCCAUCUCUCUGGCGUGGUGGUUAAUAGACUGGAAAGUCUGUGUGUGUCGCUCACUAGUAACCGUGAGUUUUUACCACCUCGUCACCGCCGGCGGCGGCCGGGAGCAGCACCCGCGGGCGGCGCAGGGGCCUCCCGCCGCCGCCGCUGCAGACCGCCCUGCAGCCCCGCCCCGUUCUGACCAAACAUGACAGACUCUGAACAUGCAGGGCUCGGCAGAGAAGAUGAUGAAUUAGAAGAUGGUGAAAUAGAUGAUGCAGGAUUUGAAGAAACACAAGAGCAUGAAGCAAAAGAGGAUGAAAAACAGAAAAAUGAGAAAGCCUACAGAAAAUCAAGAAAAAAACACAAGAAAGAAAGAGAGAAGAAGAAAUCCAAAAGGAGAAAACGUGAGAAACAUAAGCAUAAUUCCCCAUCUAGUGAUGAUAGUUCAGACUACAGUCUUGAUUCAGAUGUGGAACAUACAGAAAGUUCUCACAAAAAAAGAACUGGUUUCUACAGGGAUUAUGACAUUCCAUUUUCUCAGCAUGGACAUAUAUCAGGAAGCUACAUGACCUCAAAGAAGGAUCAACAUAACAAGAAGUUUAAAAGUAAAGAGUAUGACGAGUACAGUGCCUACAGUGAUGACAACUUUGGUAGCUACAGUGAUGACAACUUUGGUAGCUACAGUCAGGAAACAGAGGAAGAUUUUGCCAAUCAGCUGAAACAGUACAGACAAGCUAAAGAAACCUCAAGUACUUCUUUAGGGUCAUCAUUUUCUAAAGAAUCAGGGAAAAAAACAAGACUGAAAGGAGCUCAGCAAGGUACUGAACAGAGGAUUAAAAGUUUUAAUAUUAGUCGUGGACGUGGUUUGCCGAAGAAAAUCAAACGAAAAGACCGUGGAGGAAGAGUCAAUAAAGGGCCCGGUGUUUUUUCAGGAAUGGAUGACUUUCAAGAGUAUAGUAAACCAGGGAAAAAAUGGAAGGUGAUGACUCAGGAAUUUAUUAACCAGCACACCGUGGAACACAAAGGAAAGCAAAUCUGUAAAUACUUCUUGGAAGGAAGAUGUAUUAAGGGAGAUCAAUGUAAAUUUGAUCAUGAUGCUGAGUUGGAAAAGAGAAAAGAGAUCUGCAAGUUUUAUUUACAAGGAUACUGUACCAAAGGAGAGAACUGCAUUUAUAUGCAUAAUGAAUUCCCAUGCAAGUUUUAUCAUAGUGGAGCAAAAUGUUAUCAAGGAGACAACUGUAAAUUUUCCCAUGAUGAUUUGACAAAAGAAACAAAGAAACUUUUGGAUAAAGUGUUGAAUAUGGAUGAAGAACUUAUAAAUGAAGAUGAACGAGAAUUAGAAGAACUUAGAAAGCGUGGCAUAACUCCUCUUCCCAAACCACCUCCUGGAGUUGGGCUUUUGCCAACUCCACCAGAGCAUUUUCCUUUUUCUGAUCCUGAAGACGAUUUUCAGACAGAUCUCUCUGAUGAUUUCAAAAAAAUUCCAUCUCUUUUUGAAAUAGUUGUAAAACCAACUGUGGAUUUAGCACAUAAAAUUGGGAAGAAACCACCAGCAUAUUAUAAUAGUGCCUCACCACCAGGACCACAAUUUCAGGGAAGCAGCCCAUGUUCUCAGCAUAUCUAUAGUUCUGGGUCAAGUCCAGGUCCUGGACCUAACAUGUCUCAGGGACAAAAUAGUCCUGUGAUGCUCCCAGGCUCACCUGGACAUCACCCAUGUGUUGGACCUUCAGGUCUACCAGUGCCACAGAGCCCACCUGAAAUCGUAGGUCCUCAUAGUCAACCAGAUACACCCUUGACACCAUCGAGUGUGAGUGGUACUUACCACUCGCCAGGCUUCCCGGGACAUGCUGUGAAAGUGCCCAGAGAGAACCACUGCUCUCCAAGCUCAUCAUACCAGCAAAUUCCUGGGGAAAUGCAGCUCAAUACCAAUUAUGAGUCCCUGCAGAACCCAGCUGAGUUUUAUGACAAUUAUUAUUCACAGCAUGCUGCCCAUAAUUUUCAGCCUCCUGAUAACUCUGGUGAUGGGAUGUGGCAUGAAGAAUUUGCCCAGCAGCAACCCUCCAUUGCUGAGGAUUCACCUAACCUGGGAAGUGGGCAUGACACCAGCAGCAGCCUGACAGGCCAUGGCCAGCUGUCUACUCCAGGACUCCUCCCUGCUGUGCAGAGAGCUCUUUUCCUCCGACUUACUCAGAGAUACCAAGAAGAUGAAGAGUUAGCCAGCAACCACCCUCACAGGACACCAAGCAAGGAAGAAGAUGAUACAGGUAACUGGUAUUCCAGCAGUGAAGAGGAAGAAGGAAGCAGUGUCAAGUCAAUACUGAGAACGUUACAGAAACAAACAGAAACAUUAAGGAGCCAGCAACAACCUUCCUCAGAACUCAGCCCUCCUACUGACCCGAGACUUGCUAAAGAGAAAAAUAAAGGAAGUCAAGUGGUUGAUCCUAGACUCAGGAACAUCCCAAGACAAGAUGCUAGAAAGUCUUCUGAGUCUGUCCCAGUGGAUCUUAGACUUGCAUGGGAUCCCAGGAAACUAAGAGGGAACGGAAGUGGUCACACAAGCUCUUCUGUUGGUGGAGCCAAGUUUGAUUUACAUCAUGCAAAUGCUGGUGCUAAUAUCAAACAAAAACGAGGAGAUGACGAUGAAGAAGAUACAGAAAGAGAAUUGAGAGAAAAAGCUUUCUUAAUACCUUUGGAUUCUUCACCGGGUGUAAUAUUGCAGGAUCCAAGGUCACAAUUGAGACAGUUCAGUCACAUCAAAAUGGACAUUAUCCUAAGCAAACCCAACUUCGCAAAGCACAUCGUGUGGGCUCCAGAAGACUUGCUUCCAGUACCUUUACCUAAGCCUGAUCCAGUGUCUUCAAUCAACUUACCUCUUCCCCCUCUUAUAGCUGACCAGAGGCUCCAUAGGCUAUGGAACACAAAAGGUGAUCUUCAGCAAAACCCACUGUCCAUGGAUCCAAAAUUAGCAACCAAAGCCAAAAGUAAUCCAACAAAUAGAGAAGGCUACUUAGAACAAUUUGGAGACUUGCACAGUUCAGGAAGUAAACUAGGAGAUCCUAGGCUGCAAAAAAAUUUCGAUCCCAGACUUCACAGACUGCCCAGUACCGAGUCUCAUCAAGUAGGUAUGAAGGAAUCACAUACAUCAAAGAAUGCCCCUCAGUUAGCUAGAUUGAGCCCUGGUUCAUCACAGCCCUCAGGGGCAGUCACUAGCAGCCCUAGUCCUGGGGCUCUGCAUCCAUAUGCCCCUAAGCUCUCCUCUUCAACAGGCCUUCCACUGGGAACUCCAAGUUCUGUCCUCAGUGGUAUUAGUUUGUACGACCCCAGGGAGCAGGGUUCAUCACCUACAUCAGAGCUAGCCACAGCUUCUUUAGGAGAAAAUGCAGAGAACCAAAAAAAAAGUGGUGGUUUAAAAAAUAAUGACAAAAUAGAGCCUCCUGGAGAAGCAAUCCUGGCACCGAAAACCACUCCAAAUGUGGAAGUCACUGUCGCUGGGCUGGCUGACACACAAGCAGAUGUUCUCAGGAGCUCUGGGAAGGUUCAGGUCCCAGCAGUGCAUAGUCUUCCUAUUCAGGCCUUGGCGGGCUUGAUUAGACCCCCGUACAGCGAUCCAAGGCAGGUGAGGCAACCAGGCCAGGGGAGCCCGACUCCAGACAGUGAGCCCAGUAGGGAAACAGAUGACAGAUCUCUAAAGGAGGUUUUUAAAACUUUUGACCCGACGGCCUCACCAUUUUGUUAGCUAUUGUGUAAUUCAGCAGCUCUUUCACUCUGUGACUGUCGCAAUCCUCUGCUGUUUUGUAACUGGUUUACCUCUAUAGUUUAUUUAUUUUUAAAUUAUAAACACUUUUCAGCUGCUAGUAUCAGAACCACAUGAAGUUAUAUCCUCUAAAGCCUGUGGUAUUUUAUAUGAUAUUUUUAUAACUUUAAGAGACCGUAGUAAUUGACAUAGAAACUUAUAUAUCAUGUUAGCGUCAAUAAAAGUACUUUUAUUGUAAAUAAACCAUCAUGAACUCAACACUCUGCCUGAAUAUAUGCCAGUUGUCUUUCGUAAUCAAUGUUUAGAUCGACGAUUACCACUUUUAUAUGGUUGUUUAGUUUUAAGCAAUAUGAUAUACAUUACUUUUGAGAAACAGUAUUUUGACUAGGACCUUCUCUAUUUGUCAGCACAGAAUUGAUUAGUAUGCUAAUUAAAAUGUAAAAUGAAGUAAAGAAAACGUAAAAAUCAUAAUUAGCAGAGCAGUUCAUGUUCAAGGGCAUCACUUUUGUUAGUAUUGGCAAUAUUAUUUGUGUAAAUGAAACAUUUAAAUGUCAUAUUUUAAAAGUAUUUUAUUGUAUACUGUAUAAUAGAAGUUGGAGGUACAUAAAUAGAAUGUUUUGGUAAAGUGGAAAAUUUCCAAUUCUCCUAUAUAACUUUUUAAAUUUAAUUUUUCAUAUUCAAUGAUUAUGAGUUACUUCUGUGUUACAUUGUGAUGAUGUAUUUCAAUGUUUUUGUCUUUAGUGGCAUAAUUUAUAUUACUUUUUCAAAUGAAGUUGCUGCAAUAACUGGGUUCAUCAUGACUUUGAAGAUUUUUAACAAAAUUUUAACAGAUCUAGUGAGUCUAUGGUGAUUAUUACAUUGACAAUGUUUUAAAUGUCUAGGUUCUAUAUUUUUUCCUGAGCAUGAGAACACAGAGAUUGCAGGUAUCGUCAACUGUGUAUGGCCACCAAUAAAGAAUCUCUUUCAGAUCUCACCUGACUGGUGUUAUGUAACAGACGGAAUUACCUAGUGUUUUAGAAACCUCAUGGUUUCGAAAUCUAAAUUGAUCAGCAAUUGUAUUUCGUGAAAAAUAACUUGUAUUCAUUCCCAUGUAUUUAUUGCAGUAUGUAAAAUAAUGCAACUCUAUUUGUUUCAUUCAUUUAUAAUUUAUAACAAAGUAUCAUGCUGAUGUUCAUAUCUUGAACUGCAGGCAUAUGGCAAUGUUUGCUGAUAACAUCUCCAGUAAGCAACUUGAAAAUGAGUAUUUCAUUAUAAAGGAUAAUGGAAGUAGAUAAUAAAAUUGGUCCUUGGAUGAAAACAUCUACCCUUGAGAAGUGAUUUUGAAAACACACAGCAGAAUAUCUCUGUGAAACCUGACACCCAGAUAGCAUAUGGUUGGAUUACAAUGCAUAGCCUUUCUGAUCAUGUCUUUCUUUUUCGUACUUUGAGUUCUGGUACAAUGGUGUUGCAGUUACAUGGACAAGAACUCUGCCACCUGAGGGGGUCACUGUGUUCUCAGUGGAAGGACAGUUACUUGUGAAAAUGGGAAUUCUUGCUGUUCAUACUUUGGUGGCAUUUGUUGCUUAAAAUGGCCCUAGGUAACAUUUUAGGUCUAAAAAGUGUGGUUGAAAGCCACCAUAGAAAGUAUUUUCUGAUUUAUUUUCCAAACAAAAAUCAUUGUUAAUU
Urocitellus parryii (Arctic ground squirrel) is the source of this 5940-nucleotide messenger RNA. It is a transcript of the gene Zc3h6, whose product is annotated as zinc finger CCCH-type containing 6. Gene Ontology annotation, biological process: negative regulation of DNA-templated transcription. The record is from RefSeq and is a predicted model, not a curated record. Gene Ontology annotation, molecular function: metal ion binding; RNA binding. NCBI's taxonomy places the organism in Eukaryota, Metazoa, Chordata, Mammalia, Rodentia, Sciuridae. Gene Ontology annotation, cellular component: nucleus.